AUGCUCAUCGCCAUCUUGGAGAACUCCUACGAAGAGGAGACGUCGUCUGUGGUGACGCAGGUGUCAGACCUGGUCCUGGUUUCGGGGCUCUCACCCAAGACCUUCCAACCAGUCAGCCUGGUGACUGCUCAGAGAGUGACGGUGGCACUGCCAGGCCCCUGCAGAGCAGCAGCGCCACCUCCGGCCCCUUCCCUCCUGCCAGCGUGUGGCCGUCGGCUUAUGAAGAUCGUGGGCGGCAGCCCCGCGGCGGCCAAGAAGUGGCCCUGGCAGGUGAGCCUGCAGGUCAACGACCAGCACAUCUGCGGAGGCUCCCUCAUCGCCCACCGCUGGGUGCUGACGGCGGCUCACUGCAUAUACGGCCACUUGGAAUACAAAGUGAAAAUAGGAUACACAAGCCUGAGUCAACAACACACAAUGGCGGUCGUGGUCCCGGUCCGAGACAUCAUUGUCCAUCAGUAUUACCAGAGUAUCGGAAUGAUCCAAAAUGACAUUGCCCUUGCUCUGCUCGACGUUCCUGUGAAUUACUCUGCAUACAUCCAGCCCGUGUGCCUCCCUGAAAAGACUUUCAUGGUGGAAGAUGAUACCAAGUGCUGGGUGACUGGAUGGGGCAAACUGAAAGAAGACGAUCCACCAAAAAAGGCACCAGUUGAUCUGCAGGAGGUUGAGCUAAGCAUUAUCCGCUUUAAGGAAUGCAAUGAGAUUCUCAAAAAAAAGCUGUCGAGCAUUACUGACAUGGUACAGAAAGGAGUGGUCUGUGGCUAUAAUCCCCAAGGAAAGGAUUCCUGCCAGGGCGAUUCUGGAGGGCCCCUGGUCUGUGAAUUUAACAAAACCUGGAUCCAGGUGGGGAUUGUGAGCUGGGGCAUCGGCUGUGGUCGCAAAGGAUACCCUGGAGUUUACACAGAAAUUAGUUUCUACAAGGAGUGGCUCAUUAGACGACUGAGUCGAGCUUCCAGUCUGGACCCAUCAGGCUUCCUCAUCCUACUCCCAUGUCUGCUGCUGCCCCCGGGCAUCCUGGGCACCCCGUGAUCACCCCGGCCCACACCCUUCCCAUUUCUGAGUCUCACACUUGGGCCUCUCCUCCAGCCACUUCCCCUUCCUCCUCAACUGUCCUGUCCUCAAAUCCCAGUUGGACCUGUUGCAGAGCCACACAGUAGAGCAUGGCGGGGAACUGGGGCCUGGAGUGUCCCGGCCCGGUGUGCUGCUCACCUCCCUCCUGGGCUGUGCUCUGCCUGGGUGGAGGAGGGGGAGCCGAGUCCCGCUGGAGGGCCGCUGACCUGAGGUGAGCAUGCUCAUCGCCAUCUUGGAGAACUCCUACGAAGAGGAGACGUCAUCCGUGGUGACGCAGGUGUCAGACCUGGUCCUGGUUUCAGGGCUCUCACCCAAGACCUUCCAACCAGUCAGCCUGGUGACUGCUCAGAGAGUGACGGUGGCACUGCCAGGCCCCUGCAGAGGUGCGAGGCCCAGGACUUACACCUCUGCCUAGUUGUCUGGGGCUGGGAGACGUACCCCUGUGCCCCUGUGUGGAUCCGUGUGUGAGUGGACAGCCUCUGCCACACUCGCCCUCCUGGGGCACCCUAAUCUUGGCCCCCCUUCCUCAGUGCCCUAGUGGCCACAUCCAGGCACACCCUACGUUGUGUUGAGGUGGUUACGGAGUGCAGAGAUUUCCAACGUCAACUGAAUAAACGUUUGGAGAGUCCCCUGUGU
This is a messenger RNA of Tupaia belangeri chinensis (Chinese tree shrew), 1704 nucleotides long. RefSeq names its product serine protease 44-like. The record is from RefSeq and is a predicted model, not a curated record. Lineage: Eukaryota; Metazoa; Chordata; Mammalia; Scandentia; Tupaiidae. Gene Ontology annotation, biological process: proteolysis. Gene Ontology annotation, molecular function: serine-type endopeptidase activity.